AUGAGCAAAAAUUUCCUCAUCACAGGUGCCGCCCGAGGCAUCGGCCGAGGCCUAUCCCGUCUCCUCCUCACCAAAGGCCACCGCGUCUUCCUCUUCGACAACAACAAGUCAGAGCUCGAACACUUACGACACCACCUUCCCAAACUAUGUCCCGGCAUAGACAGUUCAAACUGGCAUAUCGAGGAAGGUGACCUGACCAGACCGUCCGACAUCUCGCAAGCAGCUUCUCAAGCAACAAGCUUCUUUAACGGCGAGCUCGAUUGCUUGAUUAAUAAUGCUUUCUCUGGUCCGGUGGGGACAACUGCAUUCGCUGAACUCAGUCUCGAAGAAUGGAAUAGGAUUAUUCAGACUAAUCUCACAGGGACGAUGCUUAUGACGCAGGCUUGUCUGCCUAUCCUGAGGCGGAAACGUGAGCAGGGUGAUGGACAUGAGAAUGUCUGUUCUUCUGUCAUUAACAUGUCCUCUACACGAGCGAGACAGUCAGAGCCAAAUUCCGAGGGGUAUGCGACUACGAAGGCAGGUCUGAUCGGGAUGACGCAAGCUCUUGCUUGUAGUCUCGCUGCUAGCGAUGAGUAUCAUGCUGUUAGCGUCAAUGCUAUCUUACCAGGCUGGAUCAAUGUCGUGAGUGAGUGUAAAGACGGCGAUGUGAAUGGUAAGUCAUGGGAGGAAGGUCUAAGUAAAGAGGAUCACAGAUGGCACUGGACUGGGCGGGUUGGUAAAGUUGAUGACAUUCUGCGAGCUGUUGAGUAUCUGGUCAGUAGUGGUGGCUUUGUGACUGGUCAAGAGAUCGUGGUGGAUGGAGGCGUUACCAGGCGAAUGGUUUACCCCGAGUGA
Lithohypha guttulata is the source of this 834-nucleotide messenger RNA. RefSeq lists its product as uncharacterized. The coding region runs from base 1 to 834 and encodes 277 amino acids. The transcript has a single exon. Lineage: Eukaryota; Fungi; Ascomycota; Eurotiomycetes; Chaetothyriales; Trichomeriaceae. The record is from RefSeq and is a predicted model, not a curated record. Gene Ontology annotation, molecular function: oxidoreductase activity.